AUGAUCCGAAAACAAAAGGCCGAAAGAGAAAGCACACGGGCUGAUGCUUCGCUGACCAUUCUCAGUUCACAGUGCUGCUUGCUGAAGCAUGAAUGUGAUGAUAAUGCCAGUGUUGAUGAUGAUGAUGUUAAUGAUAAUGAUAUUUAUCAUUGUGAUAAUUCACUGGAAACAAUGAAGCAUGGCAUAAUUUGGCAUAAUUGGAAUGGCAUAAUUUUCAAAAAAUCAUAG
Messenger RNA from Gongylonema pulchrum, 228 nucleotides. NCBI's taxonomy places the organism in Eukaryota, Metazoa, Nematoda, Chromadorea, Rhabditida, Gongylonematidae. The record is from the annotation of a GenBank genome assembly.